Messenger RNA from Fusarium falciforme, 786 nucleotides. RefSeq names its product BRCT domain-containing protein. Gene Ontology annotation, biological process: error-free translesion synthesis; error-prone translesion synthesis. The coding region runs from base 1 to 786 and encodes 261 amino acids. Gene Ontology annotation, molecular function: deoxycytidyl transferase activity; DNA-directed DNA polymerase activity. The record is from RefSeq and is a predicted model, not a curated record. The transcript is spliced from 2 exons. NCBI's taxonomy places the organism in Eukaryota, Fungi, Ascomycota, Sordariomycetes, Hypocreales, Nectriaceae. Gene Ontology annotation, cellular component: nucleus.
AUGCCGCCAAAGCAACCCUUCCCCAAGGCCGCAGAACCUCUUCAUGGCGCCUCGUUCGACCCGUGGAACUCAUCGUCAACCGGUCACCAGCGCCCGGAGAACAACCCGGGCACAGGCUGGCGUGAGUCUCGAAACCGCAAACUCAACAGCCAGUUCCGCGGCGGCUCAGCUGGAGGGGAGCGGAUGAGCGACACCUGGGGUGUCGGUGCCGAGGACUACGAUGAGAAGCGCAAAGCUAUUGUUCCCAAGGCUGCGAGGGAGAGGGCUCAGCGGAGUGUGAGAGACAUGCUUGUUCAGCCAGGAAAGAUGAAGGAGAGUCUGGCUGAGGAGGAACAGGUCGAGGGUGGUCUCACAAGCGAGGAGGCGUUGAUGGAGAAGAGGAAGCAAGAAGAUGAAACAAAGAAGGAAGACAGACGCAUCUUUGACGGCGUGGUCGUCUACGUCAACGGGAGCACGUUUCCUCUCAUCUCGGACCAUAAGCUGAAGCAUCUCCUCACCGAACACGGCGGUCAAAUGUCACUACACCUCGGCAGGCGGCGAGUAACCCACGUCAUAGUAGGGAGACCAGCCGGAGGACUCGCGGGGGGUAAAAUGGAAAAGGAGAUCCGCAAAGUCGGCGGCUGCGGAGUCAAGUUUGUCGGCGCUGAGUGGGUCCUCGAGAGCCUCAAGGCAGGAAAACGGUUACCCGAGGCUCGCUUCUCAAACAUGAAGGUUGCAGCCAAGGCCCAGGGGAGUGUCUACGGCAUGUUUGCGAAACACCCAACCGGACAGUCGUCCAAGGAAUGA